UAUAUUAGAUACAACCGUUUGAUACAAAACUCAAAUCACACGGCAAUUUCGCUUCUCACCCUCAAAAUUCUCCAUAAUUUCAACCUCUUUCCGUCAGCAGUGAAUCACGAUUGGUACUUUAAUUCAUUAUUCAAUGGUUUUCCUCAUUUUCUCCUAUUUUUCUCCUAUGUCACUCAAAUCGUGGAGGAUUAUGGCCCUGGUUUUCCGAUUUGAUGUAAUGGGUGACAAAAGCUUCCAUAUCUAUGACGAUUGACGCAGUCCAUUGAAAUCUCUUUGUGGUGGAAGGGAUACAUGGAGGAUUAAAGUAAGGGUUAUUCGUGUAUGGGAGAUGUCUCCAGUUUCUCAACCAUCAAAACCAUAUGCUAUGAGUUUGGUCUUGGUUGAUUCUGAUGGUAUGAGGAUUGAAGCGGUCAUACGUAAAGGCAUGAUCCAGAAAUUCAAGAGGCUGAUUGUUGAGGGCCAAGUUUACAAAAUAGUAUACUUCAAUGUUGUUGAAAAUGAUGGAGCUUAUCGUGCAUCCCCACAUGAGUUCAAGAUUGUGUUUAAUGGUAGGACAAAGGUGGAACGUGACCAAUCUGAUAUCAUACCAUUGAACUCUUUCUACUUCAAGAACUCUGAAGAAAUCUCUGCUACCCUUGGUGAAUCAGAUGUUUUGGUUGAUAUGAUUGGGUUGGUUACUGCUAUAUCUACUGAAAAGCAAUAUGUGAAGGGUGGUAAUGUUAAUAAGAUUAUUGUGUUGGAGCUCACUGAUGAUAGUUAA
This is a messenger RNA of Lotus japonicus, 760 nucleotides long. RefSeq lists its product as uncharacterized. NCBI's taxonomy places the organism in Eukaryota, Viridiplantae, Streptophyta, Magnoliopsida, Fabales, Fabaceae. The coding region runs from base 329 to 760 and encodes 143 amino acids. The transcript is spliced from 5 exons. The record is from RefSeq and is a predicted model, not a curated record.